Messenger RNA from Dovyalis caffra, 2886 nucleotides. NCBI's taxonomy places the organism in Eukaryota, Viridiplantae, Streptophyta, Magnoliopsida, Malpighiales, Salicaceae. The record is from the annotation of a GenBank genome assembly.
AUGUAUCAGUGGAGGAAAUUCGAGUUCUUCGAGGAGAAAUACGGAGGGAAGAGCGCCAUUCCUGAGGAUGUUACGGCAGGGAAGAUCGAGUGCUGUUCCAGCGGGAGAGGGAAGGUGGUGAUCGGCUGGGACGAUGGCACUGUCAGCUUACUGGAUCGUGGCCUCAAGUUCAAUUUCUCUUUCCAAUCUCACUCUUCCUCUGUCAUCUUCCUCCAGCACCUUAAGCAAAGGAACUUUUUGGUGACUGUUGGUGAGGAUGAACAAAUAUCUCCGCAGCAAUCUGCCAUGUGCCUCAAAGUUUUUGAUCUCGAUAAGAUGCAAUCCGAAGGCACGAGUGCAACCACCCCUGAUUGUAUUGGAAUAUUGCGGAUAUUCACCAAUCAAUUUCCCGAAGCAAAUAUUACUGCAUUCUUAGUACUAGAGGAAGCUCCUCCAAUACUGCUCAUAGCUAUUGGUUUAGACAAUGGUUGCAUUUACUGUAUCAAAGGGGAUAUUGCGAGGGAACGAAUCACACGCUUCAAGCUCCAGGUGGAUAAUGUUUCCGAUAAAAGUCAUUCAUCUAUUACAGGUCUUGGAUUCAGAGUGGAUGGUCAAGCCCUUCAAUUAUUUGCUGUGACUCCAGAUUCAGUGAGCUUGUUCAGCUUGCAUAAUCAACCACCCAGGAGGCAAACCUUGGAUCAGAUUGGAUGUAAUUUCAAUAGUGUUACGAUGAGUGAUCGCUUGGAGUUAAUAAUUGGCCGACCUGAGGCUGUGUACUUUUAUGAAGUUGAUGGGCGUGGUCCUUGUUGGGCAUUUGAGGGAGAGAAGAAAUUCCUAGGGUGGUUUCGUGGCUAUCUUUUAUGUGUUAUUGCAGACCAAAGGACUGGCAGAGAUAUUUUCAAUGUUUAUGACCUGAAGAACCGUUUAAUAGCCCACAGUCUAGUGGUUAAAGAAGUUUCUCACAUGCUGUGUGAAUGGGGUAACAUUAUACUUAUAAUGACUGACAAAUCAGCUUUGUGUAUCGGGGAAAAGGAUAUGGAAAGCAAGUUAGACAUGCUCUUCAAGAAAAAUCUGUAUACCGUGGCUAUCAAUCUCGUCCAGAGUCAGCAAGCUGAUGCUGCUGCUACUGCCGAAGUUCUAAGGAAGUAUGGAGAUCAUCUAUAUAGUAAACAAGAUUAUGAUGAGGCCAUGGCCCAGUACAUCCACACUAUUGGUCACCUUGAACCCUCGUACGUGAUACAGAAGUUUCUGGAUGCACAAAGAAUAUACAACCUUACGAAUUACUUGGAAAAAUUACACGAGAAGGGGCUUGCUUCUAAAGAUCAUACAACCUUGCUCUUGAACUGCUAUACCAAAUUGAAAGAUGUUGAAAAGCUUAAUGUAUUUAUUAAAAGUGAAGAUGGUGCUGGAGAACAUAAGUUUGAUGUUGAGACUGCAAUAAGGGUCUGCCGUGCUGCCAAUUACCAUGAGCAUGCAAUGUAUGUUGCUAAGAAGGCUGGGAGGCAUGAACUGUACUUGAAGAUCUUACUUGAAGACCUUGGCAGAUAUGAUGAAGCGUUGCAGUAUAUUUCAAGUCUUGAACCAAGUCAGGCUGGUGUGACUGUGAAGGAGUAUGGUAAAAUUCUCGUUGAGCACAAGCCAGUGGAGACAAUUGAGAUACUCAUGAGACUUUGCACUGAGGAUGGAGAAUCGGCAAAGAGAGGAUCCUCAAGUAGCAUGUACUUAACUAUGCUGCCAUCUCCUGUUGAUUUUCUCAACAUUUUCAUCCAUCAUCCGCAGUCUCUCAUGGACUUUCUUGAAAAAUAUACGAACAAGGUGAAGGACUCCCCAGCACAAGUAGAAAUCCACAAUACACUCCUGGAAUUAUACCUGUCCAAUGACUUGAACUUCCCAUCAAUCUCACAAGCUAGCAAUGGUGUAGAUCUCACUCUUAAAGCAAGAUCUGGUUCAUCUGCAAUGCCCAAAGCAGAAUUCAAUUUAAAACCAAAUGCUGAUUGCAAAGAUAUAUUUAAGGAAAGACACCGUAUGGAAAGGUGUGAGAAGGGUCUACGCCUGCUUAAGAGUGCUUGGCCAUCUGACCUGGAGCAGCCACUUUAUGAUGUUGAUCUUGCCAUCAUUCUCUGUGAGAUGAAUGCAUUUAAAGAAGGGCUUUUGUAUCUCUAUGAGAAGAUGAAACUAUAUAAAGAGGUUGUUGCCUGCUACAUGCAGUCCCAGGACCAUGUGGGAUUGAUUGCAUGCUGCAAAAGGCUGGGGGAUUCUGGUAAGGGAGGAGACCCAUCUCUUUGGGCAGAUCUGCUGAACUAUUUUGGUGAACUUGGAGAAGAUUGCUCAAAGGAAGUGAAGGAUGUCCUGACAUACAUUGAAAGGGACGACAUCUUGCCUCCUAUUGUUGUUCUUCAGACGCUAUCCAGGAAUCCAUGCCUUACACUCUCUGUCAUUAAGGAUUAUAUUGCUCGGAAGCUUGAGCAGGAGUCGAAACUGAUUGAAGAAGAUCGACGAGCUAUUGAGAAGUAUCAGGAAGACACUUUGACAAUGAGAAAAGAAAUUCAGGAUCUCAGGACAAAUGCAAGAAUAUUUCAGCUCAGCAAGUGCACUGCUUGCACCUUCACCCUUGAUCUUCCUGCUGUCCACUUUAUGUGCAUGCAUUCAUUUCAUCAGCGUUGCCUUGGCGAUAAUGAAAAAGAAUGCCCUGAGUGUGCUCCUGAGUAUAGAUCUGUUCUGGAAAUGAAGAGAAGCCUGGAGCAGAAUUCUAAAGAUCAAGAUCGAUUUUUUCAGCAGGUGAAGAGUUCAAAGGAUGGGUUUUCUGUGAUUGCUGAGUAUUUUGGAAAAGGGAUCAUUAGCAAAACCAGUAAUGGAUCCACAGGCACUGGCAGAUCAGGUGGCACAUCUUCCAGGAGUGACUUCUGA